AGGUAUUGCUCUGGAAAGCAGUGCCGUCAUGGAUUUUAUGAACACAAACAGUGACCAGAAGGAGGAAAUGGAGCUGUUGCUCCCCUAUUUCAAUGUGUCUGAUGUGGUCACUAUAAUGGAAAACCUCUAUCGAGAUGGGGAAGUAUGUGCCGUGGGCAAGAGUGCGGUAAAAAGCAAGUCAAGAGACUUACUACGAGGAGAGAACAGACUCUUUAUUCCUCAGUGGGCAGGAAACCUCUCUGCUGUCUUCUGUUAGAUAUGGAACUACUAAAGAGUUACUCAGAUUUGCCAAUCAGUUUGGCAGAUGCGAAGCAUUUACACCAAUGUUUGCAGCAGGAAUGUGGAAUCAUACUGAACAAGAUGCUCACCAUCAAGGACGGGCGAUACCAGACAGACACUGAUGUGCUGCUGUUUCCAUGGAAAAUGACAUACCGGAGUCAUGGCUCAGAGUUUAUCCCCAGGGGUGCUUUUGGGAAAGUCCACUUGGCACAAGAUACAGCAACCAGAAAGCGGAUGGCGUGCAAACUGAUCCCGGUGGAACAGUUCAAACCAGCUGAUGUGGAGUUUCAGGUGCAGUUUCAGCACGAGAACAUCGCUGAGUUAUAUGGAGCUGUGUUAUGUAACAACAUGGUUCACCUGUAUAUGGAGGCUGGGGAAGGAGGGUCCGUCCUGGAGAAGCUGGAGAGCUGUGGCCCUUUGCGGGAGUUCGAAAUUAUUUGGGUGACCAAACAUAUUCUUAAAGGGCUCGACUUUCUACACUCCAAAAAUGUCAUCCACCAUGACAUCAAACCGAGCAACAUUGUCUUCAUGUCCACAAAAGCCGUCCUGGUGGAUUUCGGCCUCAGCAGUCAGAUGACGGGUGACCUGUAUUAUCCGAAGGACUUGAGGGGAACUGAGAUCUACAUGAGCCCAGAAGUGGUUCUGUGCAGAGGACACUCUACAAAGGCAGAUAUAUACAGUAUGGGUGCCACCAUCAUUCACAUGCAGACUGGGAAUCCACCCUGGGUGAAAAGAUACCCGCGAUCAGCAUAUCCCUCUUACCUCUACAUUAUACACAAGCAAGCACCUCCACUAGAAGACAUUGCAGAAGAUUGUAGUCCCAUCAUGAGAGAUCUGCUGGUCUCAGUAUUGGACAAGAACCCAAACCAGCGUCCUUCUGCAGCAGAGCUUCUGAAACACGAGGCCCUCAACCCUCCCCCAGAGGACCAGCCACGCUGCCAGAGCCUGGACACAGCACUUCUGGAGCGCAAGAAACAAAUGAAAAAGGAAUUCGAGCUUCCUGAAAACAUUGCAGAUUCUUCGUUGUACACCAGUGAGGAGUCUGAGAUGCAGAAGAGACAGCGGACACUUUCGAUUGAUCUUGGUGCCCUUGCUGGCUACUUCAACCUGGUCCGAGGCCCUCCAACUGGGGAAUAUGAAUGCGAAUAG
Messenger RNA from Staurois parvus, 1428 nucleotides. The record is from the annotation of a GenBank genome assembly. NCBI's taxonomy places the organism in Eukaryota, Metazoa, Chordata, Amphibia, Anura, Ranidae.